Messenger RNA from Populus nigra (black poplar), 2102 nucleotides. RefSeq names its product integrin-linked protein kinase 1-like. Gene Ontology annotation, molecular function: protein binding; protein kinase activity; ATP binding. Gene Ontology annotation, biological process: protein phosphorylation. Lineage: Eukaryota; Viridiplantae; Streptophyta; Magnoliopsida; Malpighiales; Salicaceae. Bases 2 to 1852 code for a protein of 616 amino acids. The record is from RefSeq and is a predicted model, not a curated record. The transcript has 12 exons.
GAUGAUGUCAAGACAUUACCAGCUCUUUUGCCGCGUUCAACACGUCGACACUGCCACACAAGCACCACCACACAGACAGCCCACAUACAGACAGACACUCUCCAAAACGAUAACUCAAAAUAAAUAUAUAAAAUAUAUAUUACCACCGGCUUUUUCAACCCACAAAAUCCUCCCCACCUUCUCUCUCCCCCCCCCUCUCUUUCCCAUCCCAUUUCUCUCGGAUCUCAUCCUCCAUUUCCUUCUGCUCCUCUACUUCGAUCCUUCCUCCUCGGUUAGGCGUCGAGAGCGAGCGCUUCAUGAUCGCUCUCGAUCCCUUGAGUUACCAAAUUCUAAACAACAUUCUUACGUAGCAAGCAAGCAACCGGGAACCAUCCAAUUAGCUACCAAGAAAAUAAAUAUGGAAGGACUUGCAAACCAGCUAAAGCGAGGAAUCUCACGUCAGUUCUCGACAGGAUCGUUGAGGAGGUCAUUUAGCAGGCAAUUCUCAAGACAAUCCUCGCUCGAUCCGAGGAGGAAUAACUUGAGGUUUAGCUUCGGAAGACAGUCUUCUUUGGAUCCAAUUCGGAGGAGUCCGCUUCAUGGUCAUGAUGAGUUGAGUGUACCGGAGAAUCUGGACGCGACGAUGCAUUUGUUGUUCUUGGCAUGUAGAGGAGAUGUUAAAGGAGUUGAGGAUUUGUUGAAUGAAGGUAUUGAUGUUAAUAGUAUUGAUUUGGAUGGAAGAACUGCUUUGCAUAUUGCUGCCUGUGAAGGUCAUGUUGAGGUCGUCAAGCUCCUUCUGAGUCGUAGGGCUAACAUUGAUGCCCGUGAUCGCUGGGGCAGCACGGCAUGUGCGGAUGCUAAGUAUUAUGGGAAUGUUGAAGUUUAUAACAUUUUGAAGGCAAGAGGAGCUAAGGCCCCGAAAACCACCAGGAAGACACCAAUGACUGUUGCAAAUCCUCGGGAGAUUCCAGAGUAUGAGCUCAAUCCAUUGGAACUUCAAGUUCGAAAGUCGGACGGCAUUACAAAGGGAAUGUUUCAAGUUGCUAAAUGGAAUGGUACCAAGGUUGCCGUGAAGAUACUCGAAAAGGACCGUUCUGCAGACCCUGAAAGCAUAAAUGCUUUCAAACAUGAGCUAACCUUGUUAGAAAAAGUUCGACAUCCUAAUGUGAUUCAGUUUGUUGGUGCUGUCACCCAAAAUCUGCCCAUGAUGAUUGUUGCAGAAUAUCAUUCUAAAGGUGACUUAGCAAGUUAUCUUUUGAAAAAGGGGCGGUUGUCCCCAUCAAAAGUUUUGAGAUUUGGUCUUGAUAUUGCCAGAUGCAUGGAUCGAUCUUUUGUUAUCAGGGGCAUAAACUACCUUCAUGAAUGCAAACCAGAUCCGAUCAUCCAUUGCGAUUUAAAGCCAAAAAAUAUUUUGCUGGAUAAUGGUGGUCUAUUGAAGGUAGCUGGAUUUGGUUUGAUAAGGUUGUCAAACAUUUCACCUGACAAAGCUAAAUUAGCACCAGGGACUCUUAUUGACCAUUCUAAUGUAUACAUGGCACCUGAGAUUUAUAACGAUGAAAUAUUCGAUCGAAGCGUUGAUGCAUACUCUUUUGGAGUGAUUUUGUACGAGAUGCUUGAGGGAGUGCAGCCUUUCCAUCCUAAAACUCCUGAAGAGGCCGUGAAGUUGAUGUGCUUAGAGAAAAAGAGACCGCCAUUCAAGAUCAAAGUAAGAAGUUACCCUCAAGAUUUAAAAGAGUUGAUUGAUGAAUGUUGGCAUUCAGAACCUGUUGUCAGACCAACCUUUUCUGAGAUCAUCACAAGACUGGAUAAAGUUUGUUGCAACUGUUCAAAACAAGGGUGGUGGAAAGACACUUUUAAGCUUCCAUGGAAGUAACAGGGGAGGCAUUCAGUGACAUUUUCAAGAAGAGGAAAUUUGGAACAAGACCGAGGAUUUUCGUCGAUGAAAUUAACAGUUUUGGAGCUUCAUGUUACACAUUGAUAAUUAAGGGGAAAAAUAAUUAGGGAUCAAGAUCAAAAUGAGUUGCUAUGUCCUUGUUCUCUUGUUCCUUUUUAUGUAUAAUAUGUGCACUUGGGAUCCUUGUAUGAAUUGAAAUAGUAAUUUUACUUUAUAUUUCUGUACACAA